Molecule: messenger RNA, 1254 nt
Organism: Asparagus officinalis (garden asparagus)
Lineage: Eukaryota; Viridiplantae; Streptophyta; Magnoliopsida; Asparagales; Asparagaceae
Product: cinnamoyl-CoA reductase-like SNL6
Exons: 5
Coding region: 73-975 (300 amino acids)
Biological process (GO): steroid biosynthetic process
Molecular function (GO): 3-beta-hydroxy-Delta5-steroid dehydrogenase (NAD+) activity
Source: RefSeq, a predicted model, not a curated record
UUCGCUUCUCUACCCAAGUUGCCUCAUAAUUAAAUAUAUACUCUUGAUUGAUUUUCUCUGCGCUCACAGUUCAUGGCACCUGCCUGCGCCCUUCCGAGCUCCAAGACCGUCUGCGUCAUGGACGCCUCCGGUCGCCUCGGCAACGCCCUCGUCGAGAGCCUUCUCCAGCGAGGAUACACCGUCCACGCCGCACUCUGCAACCACGAUGAUGUAGAAGCGUCAAAGGAGGGUGUGCUUGGCGAGGAGAACAAGAUGCUUAAAGUGUUCCGAGCGGACCCAUUCGACUAUCACAGUAUUGUUGAUGCUUUGAGAGGAUGCUCUGGUUUGUUCUACAGCUUUGAAACUCCAAAGGACCAGCCCAUUUAUGAUGACUGUAUGGUUGAAAUGGAGGUGAGAACUGCACACAAUGUAUUGGAAGCCUGUGCUCAAACGGAAACCAUGGAGAGGGUGGUGUUCACUUCGUCGGUAACCGCCGUCGUCUGGAAGGAGGGCCGGAAAUCGAUGGACGAUCUCGAUGAGAGAGACUGGAGUGAGCCCAAUUUCUGCCGUAAAUUGAAGCUAUGGCAUGCUCUGGCGAAGACUCUAGCCGAGAAAACAGCAUGGGCGCUGGCUAUGGAUCGAGGAGUCGACAUGGUGUCGAUAAACUCCGGCCUGUUGACCGGCCGUGAGAUCCCGGUCACGACGCCGUACCUAAAAGGCGCGCCGGAGAUGUACGAGGACGGCGUACUCGUAACUGUCGACAUCAAAUUCCUCGUCGACGCUCACAUUUACGUUUUUGAGAGCCCGUCGGCGUACGGUCGAUACCUCUGUUUCAAUCAUGCUGUUUGUCGACCUGAAGACGUUGUUAAGUUCUCUCAGAUGCUCUCUGCUUAUGCUGCUUGCCCUCCACCAAGUGAGGGAUUGAGAGUGAGGCAGCAGAAGAUCAAGGGCAAGAAGCUGAACAAGGCGAUGCUAGAGUACGCAGAAGGGGUAUGAAAGAUGAAGGAAAGAACAGAUGAACAAAAUUGAUGAAUAAAUAGGUGUAUAAAAUUGAAAUGCAACUUGAUAGAAUACAGUCCCAAAAUUAGAUUUAUUUUAUUGGGAAGCAACAAAGGGAUUGAUGAUAGUAUUGAAUGUAAGCAGUUUUAUAUUGGUCAACGUGUCCUUAGUUAGUUGCAUUUAAGAGCUUAAGUUUACCUCGGACUGUACUUUAUAAAAUAUUGUGUCAAGUAAAGCUCAAUUAUUGAAAUUAUAAAGAUUAAUUAAAUUUAGAUC